Cinara cedri is the source of this 7926-nucleotide messenger RNA. The record is from the annotation of a GenBank genome assembly. Lineage: Eukaryota; Metazoa; Arthropoda; Insecta; Hemiptera; Aphididae.
AUGGACACGGCCGAACAAAUACUGCCCGACAGAAUAAUCGACGAUUUACAAGAAGCCGACAAAAACAUCGUUAAGAUUACCGAAAUUGUACUAGUACUCCGAAGCACCAAACAAAAAUUGAAUUCAGUAAGUACUUAACUAUAAUUAAUUUUACUUAAGGAUAUUAAGUUAAUUAAUUUCUUUAAUUAUAGUCUGAGUUGAGUUAUCUUUAAAAAAAAAAAAAAAAAAAAAAAAAAAAAAAACACAAAUAAAAUUGAAUAACUAAAUUUAAGCCUAGCUUUUUUUGGGUUUUCGAGGAGGAAAUAGAAGUCUGUAGGAAUGUUCAAAGCUAACAAAAAACACUUCAUCUCUCCCGCAAAAUAUGCUCAAAUUCAUAUUGGAAUCCAUGCCGACCUUUACAACCUACUACAAAAUGCCUAUAAUAAAACCUCCGCGAUUUCAGAGUUUGGGCUUAUCUGGUCUAGAGGGUGUACAAAAGUAUUGGGAAAACAUAUAUAUAUUAUAUUAUAAUAUAGGUAUAACAGUGGCGCCAAAUUUAUAUAUUAGGUGUGGCGCCUGUCACACCUUAUUUAAUACCCCUCUAGAAUUGAUAGUUUAGCAUAAAACAUGAUACAUUUUACAAUUAAUAUAAGGAACAGUAGACAUAACAUUACGAAUAACGCGAACUAGUCUAUUCGGUCUUCCUAGACUGCCGUAGCGUGUUUAAAUUGCAUUAGUAAAAGCAGAUAACUAUUUAACUAUAUCUGUAACGGAACAAAAACUAUUAAUUAAGAUUAAUAGUUUUACGAAAAAUAACCUGCAAUAGUACCUAAUAAAUUUCUAAAUCUGCAGCAGCGGCCAUAGCUAGUUCCCGGUGUUGUACACAGGCUAUACACAGUAUAAAAAAAUAUACACUAUAUUAUUGUUAUUAUUUAACUGGUUUCGGUUAUAUCCGAGAUUACACCUAAAUAUUUUUGUACUUAAUGAAGGAAUUAUAUAAUUUUGCAUAAAUUUAGAAUGUCUAAAAACAUUACGAUAAUCAAACAAAAAACAAUGAAAAUAUAUUUAUAUUUAAAAAGAUGAAUAUACUUCACAGUUCAUACAAUGGUUGGGCCACUGUUGUAGGUGAGAAGUUUGGAGAGUAAGUAAAUAGGAGAUUUUAUUGUAAAUCUGUACCGAACGAUUAAUCAUUGAACAAAAAACGAUUCUAGUAAACUCAACUUUUUCUUGUUUUCCAUUAACUACAGUAUAUAAUGAAUUUCCUGUUAAAUUGUCAAGCAAUUUUGUUUGAUCUAACAAUUUAUCAAAAGAGUAGGGGCUAUAAUAUACUGCAAUAUAUAAUAAUAGUCUUUAUUUUAAGGAAACAGAUUUUUACAAAAAAAAAAAAAAAAAUGUUUCCGUUGAUAUUAACUAAUCGUGUAUAAGUAUCCAGUAAUUUCACUAUUCGAUUUAGAUAGAAACUAGAACUCCCGAAGAGGAAAUACGUUUGGCGCACGUGAAUGAAGAACUCGAUCGGAGACUGAAAGAAUUGGACGAACAAUUCGAAUUAGUCAAUCAGGCGCUUACGAAAAUGCAGGAACAUACGCAAACGAUGAUCUGUAAUCAAAAUGCCAAUACUACAUGUGACAACGGCACAUCGAAUGUGGGUACCUGUAUUAUUAUAUACAUUUUGGCGGAUUCACUUUUCACGGAUUACGAUAGUUAAAAUAACUAUUAUUUUUAUAGGCGAUCUGCUGCGGUUCGACGGAAGAUUUAAAAAAAGUCGUUAUACUCAACUGGGACAAGAAGAAAGAAAAACCUCCUCAAAUUAUGGUUCUGAAAUCCACGGUUGGUUUUCAUAGAUUAAUUUAAUUUUUUUAUCGUAUUUGUCUCCCAUUAGCUGCGGAACAUUCAUUUCUAUAUACGGUUAUAGGAUAACUGUGCGGAUGCAGUGUGCGGUAAUGACCGGAGUAAUUGUUCUUUAUUUUCCGUAUGUGAAACGGAUAACGAUGUGAAGAGUUGCUGUUGUCAGUCGUCUUCCGAUAUAUGCGAAAAGUAUUAUUAUUGUACUAUUUAUUUUGUAUUAUAUGAAUUUUUAUUUCAUCACUAGAUCACCUGCAGAUUUUCAAGAGUCUCAGCUUUCAAUGCAACCUCCUCCAAUCUGCCUGAAAUUAUUCCCAAAUAUUUUCCAAUUUCUCUAGAUCUCUCAAUUCCAUUUAACAUACGCUUUUAUUUUGCCUGUUGGUUUCCAUUUUGUAGCUGCUUUGAUUCCGUUCACUUUUUCCUUGUGCAUCGCUAUAAGUAUACAUUUUAUGUGAAUUAGAUUUCUGAUUUUUUUUUUCAUCAUUAUGGAAUCGUUUGAUUUAUUUUAACAAUAUAUUCAAUGAGAAGAUUAAAAUAACAAUAUUUUCACUCAUUUUAAUCUUCUCCUUAUGUCUGAAAUGAGUAUUCACUUUGAAUUUUGAUAGCGACGCCCCUUCAAUCACAGAUUCAAAUAGAGAAUAAUUUAUUCUUUUAUUCUAUUAUAUAAUAUUAGAGAAGGGUAAUACAUUUCAUAUAUUAAAUAAUAAUUGAUAAAUUUUCCUUAUUCCUUUGGUAUAAGCCUUUAACUAUUCUAACUCAAUAAUCUGAUGAAGGCAUACAUAUUAGUAUAAAUUUCAUAUAUUUCUUGAAAGCUAUUCUCUAUUUCACAAUGAUAAAAAAAAAAUUUGCUAGAUCACCUAAUUUAACCUCCGAGAAUAUAUUGCUUGUUCGUGAUAAAAUAUUUACCAUUUAUUGUCUUAAAUGUUUUUAUUUACAAUUAUUUGACAAUAUUUGUUUGUGUUUGCUAUGAUAUUUGAAAACUAUAGACCGAGGCUUAUGAUUUUGUAUUAUAUUAUUUUGAUAGAAGUGAUGAAUCAGUACAAGAAGACGAAUCGAUGAACGCGCAAAUGAAAAGCAAAAUUUGUAUUCUCAACGAACAGUUGGAAAAUAUCUUGAACAAAAAUCAAAAUGUUCGACUCAAACUGAAAAAUGCGGUUCGUUAUGGAUUUUUUUGAAAUUCGGAAUGUUUAAACCUAUUGUAGAUCCUAUUAAAAUAUUUUUUUAUAGAUCCAACAAAACGAUUUAAUGGAAGAAGCUCUAAAGCGUCCCGUAAGUGAAACUAUACAGGGUGAUUUUUUUUAUCAUGAACCAGCAAUUUUCUCGGAGUUUUUUACGUUAAUUUGAUGUUUGUUUUUUCUAAUCAUUAUGAAAUCGUGUAAGCUUUAUUUUAAAACCAUCUAUUUUAAACUUUUACCCCUACUCCAUGUACCUUAAUUAAGUACAUACUUUUGAUUUUCAAAUAAGAACCUCUCCUUUUGAAUACAGAAUAUAAAAUAUUUGUCUAAACAUUUUGAUAUGCAUUACACUAAUAUCAAAUCUACCGUUUAUAAAUUACAACCAUAAACCUAUAACCAUAUGGAUAGCGCCUUUCUCGCCGCCUUACCACUACAGCUCCGGGACCGUAUAUAGUGAUAGAGAAAGAACAUAACAAAAGAAAUUAUGGAAGAAUAACUAAACUUUUUCCAUAGAUCUGAUAACAUAUUUAUAGGUUUAUACUUUUUUCCAUUUGCAUUAUGAACACUAUUUGCAAUACUUAAUACUAAUUAUUAUCAAUGUUUUUUAAAUUAAAAAAAAGUCUUAACAAGAAAAUAAAUUGCAAAAUAAAAAUAAAAUUACAAAAUUAUUAUCAGGUCUAUAGUAACAAAAUAAAAAGAACAAUAACCUCAAAAAUAAUGAUUGGUCCAAUUUUAUUGUAAUAUAAUUUCGUAUUUGGCCGUAGAAACAAUUUAUUUUCCUCACCAGUCUCUUUUCUCUUUCUAACAAUCUCGUACCCAUGUCUCUCUCUAAGCGCAAUCCAUAUAUUAUCAGGUCUAUGGUUAUAACAGUUUUAAGUUUUGACCGGAGGAGAAAGGAAGUGUUAUUCAUAGGCAAUUUUCCGAAAUAAUCACUGAUUCAUGAUAAAAAAAAUCGCCCUGUAUACAAUAUACAUGAAACAAUUAUAAAUAGUUGCUUGUUUUGUUUUAUUUGAGGCUCCGUUCAAGUACUCAGCAACGGAAGGAGUAAGAUUUCCCGGGAAAAAAGAAAUGGUAAGUAAAACUUAUUUGUAAAACAUGAAUUAUUUAUAAAAUCGCUAAUAAAAAAUGAUACUAUAGAAAUAUAGACUGUAGAAAACGGUUACAGUUAAAAAAAAAAUAUAUUGAGUGCAGUGAUCUGGUGUUAAAUUAUAAAUUCCGGAUUUGAAUGCAAUUGAAGGUCUCAAAAUAACAUGCAUUUACGCAUCAAAAAACAAUAAAAUAUGCACCAAUUCUUAAAAUUUAGAGUUGUAUUUUUUUUUUGAAAUAGGUAUUGAAAACAUCAUAAGUUGUUUAUCAAAAUUUUUAAAAAAAUAAUAGCAAUAUAGAGCCAGUAUAAAAAAACAAUUUAAAUAAAUUAAAAUAUAUUUUGAACAUUGAGAAAAAAAAAUUUAAAUAUGAUUGAUAUAAUAUAAAACUUAAAAGUAAAUCUUAACAAUUUUAAAUAUAUUUGUAUGUAUUUUUUUUAUAAGCGCUACAGUUCGUAAUGACCCUUGGCUUUCAAAACAGUUCUUCUCCACUGAUUCCGUUCUUUCGCAGACUUGUUUAAGUUCUGUACAUCCAUCUGUAGUAGUUUGUUUUUCACUUCAUCUCUUAGUCUGAUCCUUGGACGUCCACGCCUUCUAGUUCCUUUUAUUAUUGUAAUCAUUACGUGAUUGAGUGUUCUUCCCUGAUUCAUUAUUUCCACAUGGCUGAACCAUCUCAAUGAGCAUAAUUUUAUGAGCAUGGACCCAAGAGUUUCUUAUAAUAUGAGUUGUAAAACCAAUAAUAAUAUAACUGACUUUGCUUGGAGUCUAAAACAAUUUGUAUAAUUUCAUUUUGGUUCGUUGUAUUUAUAGGAAGAAAAACUGUUUGCGUUAAAAUCCAUAAUAAUGAGCCUAAGUAACGAGUUCAGAAAAGUACAAAUAAAUCAAGCAAAAUUGAAAUUGGCCAGAGAAAUUAUUGAAAAAUACAAUGAAAAGCUUAUUAUUUGUGUGGUACUUUAAACAAUAAAUUGAUACAUAGGUGAUAUUCAACCUUUUAGAAUAUUUAGCACAAUAUUUUAUUCGUACAGUGCAACAAGACGCCGUAUAAUAUAAAUACUGAUACAUAUAUCAAAGUGAAAAAACAAGAAAUAAAACAGAUCGCGUUGCAAAACAAGUAAUAACUAAAAAUUAUUAUCUCACUAAAUUUAAUUAUCUCUUCUUUUUCUUCAUCUCUAGCUGAACAGCUUUUCAAGAGCCUUGUCACCAUCAAAACUUCCUCCCGCAUGUCUCUAUAAUUAAUACAUUCUUUAUAAUCAAUAUUUUUCAUUUUUUAUAGAGCUUCUUUAAUUCCGUCUUCAAUGCUUCUGUGAUGGCCAUUUCAAGGACAUUUAAUUCCGUCUUAAAAUCACGCUACGUAACAAAUUUUUGUUUAGCAGGGACAGCUCUGUGUUGUUAGUUUUAAUACAAGAGUGAAUUUACCAAUUAUCAAAUUUAAAGAUAAAUCUGUGUCAUUUUACCGUUUAUUUCGUAAUUUUAAUUUUAAAGCGAGUUAUUAGUGCGUGAAAUAUCACGAUUUAAAAAUGCUUUUAUCUAGGUUAAAAAUGCUAAUAACGAAAAACACAUGACUACGUGUUUUAUCUUAAUGUUUUAUUAUAUGUCAAUUCGCUUAAAUAUUAAAAUUAAUAGCACAGAGUUGUUCUUAUGAAACGAAAAUUCAAUAUUAUAAUCAGUAAAAUAUUCAAAGAUUUUUGUAAGAUAAAUGUUAAUAACAAAAACAUAAAUUUUUUUACGUUGUAUUAUAUAAAAAGAGCACAAUUUCUAAAAAUAAGAUUUUUCCAAAAUAAAACUUUGCGAAAGGAAAUGUUGUCUAGUAAGUGCAUAAGAAGAUCGGUUUUUGAUUUGCUUUGUGGUUUUUUUAAUAACUGAAAAAAUCAGAAAAAAACUUAUGCGCAAAAUUUAUGCGGAUAAAAUUUGUUUAGUUGAUCAGACACGUUCUUAAGUUGUUUUCGAAAACAAGUCGAUCAUAAUGUAGCAGUAUUUUAUACUCGUUCAUACAGAUAUAAAUUAAAUGAUUUUAUGUAACCUACCUUCCCAACUUCCCAUAUAUAACCGUUACACACACAUCAUCAAUGUAGUUUUUUUUUUUUUUUUUAUGUAGAGCAAUAAAUAAUGAAUUGAAUAAUAUUAUAUUCGAUCAAAAUUGUGCCAUUCAAAACAAUCUCAAGACCGUAUCUGAAAUUAAUAAAUUAGAAAAGGCCUUAAUGGAUAAAAAAAGAAAAAUCGAAGUGAGUAAUAAGGAAAUUAAAAUAAAAUAUGCGCUUUAAAAUUAAAAUAAAAAUAAAUACAGGAAUAUGAUGUUGAUAACAACGAAGAUGUAACGACCCAAUUGAAUAAAACGAACGAAGAAAUCGAAACGAUGGAAUUGCUAAUACAAGAACGUAAGCAACUUUUGUUCGAUUGCAACGAAAAGGUAAUAAGUUAUAAGCUGUAAUUUAAUACAUUUUAAUAUUUUCAUGUGAAAUAAUUGUUAUUCGAUUAUAAUGUAGUUUACCGAAGUAGAACUCGAGACCAAAGAAAUAACCUAUCAAACUCAAGAAUUAGAGGAUUUGGUGAAACAGCUAUCUAGCAAUUAUCACUAUAACUAUGAUAAUUUAAAAGUAAGCAUAAAUUAAACAAUAUUAUAAUCGUGAUCAAAUCGAAUUAUAUUUAUUAUCUAUUAAUUUAAUCUUCAAGAGAACGUGCUACUUUUUGCAUUCAAGUGAUAGCGCGUAAGUUGUUUUCUCAACACUUUUGGAAAAAUUAAAUUUUAUCAAUGUAAUAAUAUUUAAUUUAACUUUCAAAAACGUAUCACGUCAAUAAUUAUUGUGUAAUCGUCAAAUUAACAAAAACAUUAACGAAGAAACCGUUUAGUGCUAGUAUACUCAAUAUUUAGAAAACAAAUAUUCACCAUAAUAAAAAUGAGAAAUUGCAUUGUGCUUUGUUGAUGUCCGUCAGUGUUGAGCAUUAUCCAGAUAAAUUAUCUAAAUAAUUGAAUUAAUAAAUAAAUAUAUAUAUAACUAUCCGAGAAAUUAAAAAAAUUGAACUUGAUAAUUAAAACCCAUGUCUCAUUAGUAAAUUAACAUUGUACAAAUAGAGAAAAAAAUUAAAAACAUAAAGUAAUAGGUAAUAAUAUUAUCCAGGUCGAUUAUUUGUGUUAUUUCUAAAUUCUAACAGAAAUUGUGGAUUGUAGAAUCUAGUAUAAAUUGACAAAAAAUUUGUAGAUUAAUUAAUAAAAUUAAAAUAAUUUUCUCUUUUUUUUUUAUCCAGAUAACUAGUGUUUUAUCUUUUAUCUUUAUCUAGAUACAUUUUUGGUACAUCACUGGUGUUAGUUUUUUAAUAGUAUUACUAUGAAAUAAGUUAUUUAAGUUUGAAAAACAUAAAAUUAUCAGAAUUUUGAAUCAUAUAUAUGAUUAUAAAAUAGUUUUUUUUUAUUUUGUAAUAUUGUGGAAAAAUAAAAUCAACAUUAUGUAAGAGUAAGUUCUCAAUUUUUUACGAUGUAAAUUUAAUUUCAUAGUUUUAUUAGAUCUAUAGCCCGGAGUAGUUUUUGUAUGCGAAAAAUAGUUUAUACAUUCGAAUGACGGGUGGCAAUACGCCCUCUUAAGAAUUCGUGGUAUUUGAUUAUUGUAUUUUUUCAAAAAAUACCAAUUCUUUAGUUAUUAAUUUUCGAAUUUUUGUUAAUUCAUUAUAAUAAAUCAUAUUUACAGUCCUGUUACAAAGAACAGUUGGAAGAAAUGGUCGCACUGCCGAUCGUUUUGAAAGCGACGCACAUUAAAUUACAACAAGAAACCGAUUUGCGAGUGUUGGCGGAAGAAAAUAGAGACCAAUUAGAACGAGAAAUAAAACAGGUGGAUACGAUAAUGAGCAUCUAG